Messenger RNA from Hypomesus transpacificus, 6770 nucleotides. RefSeq names its product collagen, type IV, alpha 1 (gene col4a1). Gene Ontology annotation, cellular component: collagen trimer; basement membrane. The transcript is spliced from 52 exons. NCBI's taxonomy places the organism in Eukaryota, Metazoa, Chordata, Actinopteri, Osmeriformes, Osmeridae. The coding region runs from base 178 to 5100 and encodes 1640 amino acids. The record is from RefSeq and is a predicted model, not a curated record. Gene Ontology annotation, molecular function: extracellular matrix structural constituent.
AGAAGCUCACAACGUCGCGGGCAAAGAUGCAGCCCAACGGGAUGCACAUGCUCUGCUAAUGAAAUUGAACUUUACUUAAAAGAAACAUAGGAAGAGGCUAUCGACAGGUGGUUGUUGUGGGGCAUUUGCACAGUUGUAGACUACAUACCCCCAUACUUUUCACUGCGCGCCGUCGCAAUGAUGCUGCCCUGUGGAACUUUGUUUCUACUUGCGGCUCUCUACUCUAACUUCGACCUUUCUGAGGCUAAGGGAUGCUCAGGCUCAUCCUGUGGGGAUUGUGACUGCAGUGGUGUGAAAGGAGGAAAGGGUGAGCGGGGAUUAACUGGUCUCCAAGGCAACAUGGGUUUUCCAGGGAUGCAGGGCCAUGAGGGGCCCUCUGGGCCGAUGGGCCCCAAGGGGGACUAUGGUGAGUCUGGGUCUCCUGGACAGAAAGGAAGUCGUGGCCCUCCUGGUCUAGCCGGUUUCCCAGGAAACCCGGGCCUUCCGGGUAUUCCUGGACAAGAUGGCCCUCCAGGAUCACAAGGUAUCCCAGGGUGCAAUGGGACCAAGGGAGAACGAGGAAAUGAUGGGAGUCCUGGCUUACAUGGCCUGCAGGGUCCACCUGGUCUACCUGGACUCCAAGGAAUGAAGGGAGAGCCUGGGAUUGUUAUGGGAAUAAAAGGAGACAUUGGAUUUGCUGGAAGACCUGGACAACAAGGACUACAAGGACCAGUAGGCCCUCUGGGCCCCAAGGGGCCCCCAGGAAAUGAAGGACCCAGAGGUUUCCCUGGCCCCCCCGGUCCUCCAGGAGAGAAGGGUGACCGACUGUCGUUUCAGAGUGAGAAAGGAGACAAGGGUGAUAAAGGACUCAAGGGGCCCCCUGGCCCUCCGGGCCGCACCGGUUCGGAACAAACAGGCUCUCCUGUCACACAGUACAGCCCUGGACAGCCAGGAGACAAGGGAUCCCAAGGAGACAAAGGCGACAAAGGAUUCUGCGUGCCCCAUGCGAAUGGUGUGAAGGGGGCGCCCGGACCACCUGGGCCCAGGGGCAAACCCGGAAAGGAUGGGGAAGAUGGAUUUACGGGAGAGAAAGGCUUCUCCGGGGCUCCCGGAUACAACGGCCAGACGGGUCAAAAGGGAGAGAGGGGGCCACCAGGAUAUGGUUCCGGUUCACCUGGCCCUCAAGGGCCCCCUGGUUUUCCUGGAUUACAAGGAGAGAGAGGUUUCCCUGGUAUCCAAGGCGAUCCUGGACCCCCUGGAGGACACAUAGAAGGCCCUCCAGGUGAGAGAGGCCAAAAAGGAGAUGUUGGCCUCAAGGGCAAUCCAGGACUGGAUGGGGAGUCUCUCCGGGGGGCCCCUGGACAGGACGGAUUGGCUGGACCUCCUGGCCCCCCUGGAACAAUGGGUACUGAUGAAACAUGUCCAGGAAUAACAAAGGGAGGCUCUGGGCCUCCUGGACCUCAGGGUCUGAGAGGGGAGUUGGGACAGAAAGGUGACCGUGGGGACACGUGUGUACAGUGUGAAUCCUUCGGCCCCCCAGGAUUAGCCGGCCCCCCGGGGCCCAAAGGACAACAAGGUUACCCAGGCCCAGCAGGCAGCAAGGGAGACAAGGGUCAGUCUGGUCCUUCUGGACCUCCAGGAACACCCGGUAGUGUGGGUACUCCAGGUUUGAUGGGGGCCCCUGGGUCCGUCGGUGAGCCCGGGGACAUGCUCGUGGCUCCUGGGCUCAAGGGAGCCAAGGGACUGCCUGGCACAGCUGGCACCUCCGGGUUACCAGGGGUGGACGGCCUGCCGGGGCAGGAUGGCAGACCAGGCAUUCCGGGGCCAAAAGGAGAACCCGCCCGAGAGGGCAUUAAGGGGGACCGCGGUCGGGACGGAGACCCAGGUCCCAUGGGGCGCUCAGGGGAGAGAGGCCCUCCGGGACAGCCAGGGUUUGGCCGACAGGGCGAGGCUGGAGAUAAGGGCCCCAUGGGUCAGCCAGGCAGACCAGGAGCCCCUGGACAACCAGGUGUGAAGGGAGAGCCGGGUAAAGGAGUGAGCUCACCUGGACCACAGGGAACUCCUGGAGCCCGAGGAGAGACAGGCCGACCGGGACUACAAGGUAACAGCGGGCCCCAGGGUGACCCCGGGAUGCCGGGAUUCCCAGGAUCGAAGGGGGACCCCGGUCAACCUGGCAUAGGAUUUCCUGGACUACCCGGACCCAAAGGAUACUCGGGAACCCCUGGAGCCCCUGGAGUCCCCGGAGAGGCAGGUCGACAGGGGAAGGACGGCCUCUCUGGUCGGCCUGGAGGGCCAGGUCCAAAGGGAGAGCCUGGCAGGGGUCUGCCAGGGCCCAAGGGCUCAGAGGGCCCCCCAGGGGUGACAGGCUUUCCUGGGGACAAGGGCAACGUGGGGCUGCCUGGCAUCCCAGGAACGGAGGGACCCUCAGGACCGCCCGGACCUCACGGAAUCAAAGGUGACCCAGGACCACCCGGACGUCACGGUGUGUCCGGCCAGCCAGGACCUCCUGGAGCUGGGGACCCUGGAGCCCCCGGGCCCAUGGGACCCCCUGGAAAAGCAGGACCUUUUGGUCGGGAUGGUGUGAAGGGAGACAAGGGAUUCCCCGGUUCCCCUGGCCAAGACAUGCCUGGUUUUCCGGGGGACAAGGGAGCCCAAGGCUUCCCAGGCACCCAGGGAUCUAGGGGCCUGGCCGGACGACCGGGCCCCUCUGGUAGAGAUGGCCUACCAGGAGACCCAGGUCCCAAGGGAGAGAUGGGUGUCAUAGGCACUCCAGGAACCCCAGGUUACCAGGGGUCUCUCGGCUCACCAGGUUCCCCUGGACUCAGAGGCGACCCUGGGAUAACAGGGCCCAGGGGAGACUUUGGUGAGCCAGGCCCCAAGGGAGAGAGGGGGGAACAAGGACUGCAGGGGCCCGCAGGGAACAUGACGGAAGUGGACAUGGAACACAUGAAGGGAGAGAAGGGAGAUAUCGGAGUGACAGGUGACGCAGGUGUGACGGGAGACAAGGGUUACCCGGGGCUACCUGGAUCACCUGGACUGGCGGGGAAGGAUGGCGAACCUGGUCAGCCCGGACAAGCAGGUGUGAAGGGAGACUUGGGUUUUCCUGGAGAGCCUGGCGGUGAAGGCAAACCUGGACAGAAAGGCUCUUCUGGAGACAUGGGACUACCAGGUUCAACCGGUCCAAAGGGUGCCAAGGGGAUUGUGGGCACACCUGGGCACACAGGCUUCAGGGGCUCUGACGGGGACAAAGGAGACCAAGGGGUGCCCGGGGAGCCAGGGGUGGGCAUACCUGGACCACCUGGAGAGAAGGGUUUCACUGGCUCGCCUGGUACUUCGGGUAACCCAGGAGAUAAGGGUCUGAAGGGUGGUAUGGGGACGCCAGGCAUGCCAGGGACACCAGGCUCCAAAGGGGACACAGGCUCCAUUGGAUACCCAGGUCAGCCUGGUCAGCCAGGUGAGAAAGGAGUUGUCGGGCUGCCAGGGUCAUCUGGAGAGCCAGGGCGCCCGGGGCGACCAGGUGACCCUGGCCUGCAGGGACCUCCUGGGCCUGUGGGGGACAAGGGGGACUCGGGCGUGGACGGCAUCCCUGGAUCCUCAGGAGAGAGGGGUGACCCAGGGUUACCUGGCAGGGGCUUCCCUGGAACUAAUGGACAGACCGGCACCAAAGGUGAUAAGGGUAGUCACGGGGUCCCGGGUACUCCAGGUCACCCAGGUAUUCCAGGGACAAAGGGGGACAAGGGCACACAAGGCUUCCACGGCUCCCAGGGCCAGCCAGGAGAGAGAGGCCUGCCAGGAUCGUCCAUGGAGGGCCCCAAGGGGGACAAAGGAGUGACAGGGCAGCCUGGAGAGCCAGGAUCCUUAGGGGCCCCCGGGCCAGCUGGUAUCCCAGGCAGAGAGGGCCCCAAGGGGGACAAGGGAGAGAGUGGUCCAGCUGGCGUGCAGGGGGAGACGGGAUUCAAAGGAGAACGCGGAAACCCGGGACUUUCUGGACAACCUGGCCUUCCAGGUGUUGAUGGGCUGAAGGGAGAGCUUGGUGUGCAGGGUGCGCCUGGGUUCCCUGGGACAAAGGGAGAGAGUGGAUUUGUUGGGUUUAAAGGAGAGAUGGGAGACCGAGGAUUCCCUGGGGUCAAAGGUGUUGACGGCCCCCCUGGCCCCUCUGGCCCCCACACCUUCAUUAAAGGAGACCUUGGCUUCCCUGGAACACAGGGGCCCGUUGGUCCCGAGGGGCCCCCAGGCUUCCCUGGCCUGAAAGGACAGCAAGGCGUGACUGGUAUUCAGGGCGUUAAGGGAGAAGAGGGGCAUCCUGGCUACAACGGUCAUCCUGGAGCCAAAGGAGAACCUGGCCUGACUGGUCCAUUGGGACCUAGAGGUCACCCUGGACCCCCUGGGCCUGAUGGCGUACCUGGACAGGUAGGCCCACCUGGGCCCUCCUCCAUGGACCACGGUUUUCUUGUCACCAGGCACAGCCAAUCGGUGGAUAUUCCAGAGUGUCCUGAGGGAACGUCCUUGAUCUAUGAUGGCUACUCCCUCCUAUCCGUCCAGGGGAAUACGCGCACACAUGGGCAGGACCUUGGCACGGCCGGGAGCUGUCUGAGGAAGUUCAGUCCCAUGCCGUUCCUGUUCUGCGACAUCAACAACGUGUGUAACUUUGCCUCCCGCAACGACUACUCCUAUUGGCUCACCUCACCCGAGCCCAUGCCCAUGAGCAUGGCCCCUAUCACUGGACACAGCAUCAAACCCUUCAUCAGCAGGUGUUCCGUAUGUGAGGCUCCUGCCAUGGUCCUAGCCGUGCACAGCCAGACCAUCAUGAUCCCAGCAUGCCCCUCUGGCUGGGACUCGCUGUGGAUUGGAUACUCCUACGUCAUGAACACUGGUUCUGGUGCGGCGAGUUUUGGCCAGGCUCUGGCCUCCCCCGGCUCCUGUCUGGAGGAGUUCCGCAGCGCUCCCUUCAUCGAGUGCCACGGCAAGGGCACCUGCAACUACUACGCUAACGCCUACACCUUCUGGCUCGCCACAAUCGAGGAUGAGGACAUGUUUACGAAACCAAUCCCAGCUACGCUUAAGGCAGGGAACCUACGAACACACAUCAGUCGCUGUCAAGUCUGCAUGAAGAGGACAUAAACCCUCCGCCUAACCAACCCCGCUCCAUGACCCUGGCCAACCAUGCCAGUGGGCUUGGCUUGACUUUUUCGUUUUGACCAAAGGAUGGUGCUACUUCCUGUGUGUGUGUGUGUGAGUGGAGAGGGACAGAGAUGAAACAACCGCAGAGGGAGGAGUCGUCUCUGUAAGACUGAAUUACAACAACCCUCCGAGAAAAUACAAACAGAAGCAGACACACACAGACACACACACACACCCACUCACACACACGUGGAGAGCAAGCCACGAGACCCCUUGGUCCCUCGCUCUAUACAGAACAAGUUACUAACAUUUUCACGGCAUUUUUUUGGUAAGAAAUGGAGUCCAGUUUACGAAAUGCACUGAGUACACACCCAUCAGUAAACUGACAUCCACUCUAGAAGGAUUGCUUGUGCCAGUCAGGUGCUAUUGAACCAUCAUUUCCUUGCCUUAUCCCUGUCUAUGUUGUUACCUUUAUACAGAUGCCUACUUCAACUCGAGAUUAGAGAUUAUAGAGUAUUUGUUUUUGUCUACACCUUUUUUUUCUCCAAUUUUAACACAUACUAAUGUAGGAUGGGAGUUACCACUGGUUUUUCUAGUCAUUAUGAGAGAUAAUCACUUUUAAAUUAAGUGUUGCAAGCAGCACACUGGUAUAGCUUUGCUCUGAUGUAAAUAUACUGCUUUCAUAUUUUCUCGCUAACAUACAGUCACUAUAAUCUUCUAUUCAGGUAUUGACAUUAAUGUGUGUUAUUAUGUCACUUCUUUAUUUAUGAGAUGUAUGAGAAUAUGCAAUCAACCCUGAGUGGAGAUGAAUGUUGAAUGUCCAUCAACAAUAUUAGACUGUGUGGUCAUUUACUUUUAGUCUCUUGAGUGUGCCAGAUGGGUGGAGCUAAACCUUGGACCAAAGCCAUCUGUAUCCCUUUACAACAUGCAAAUACAAUCCAACGAUAUGCAAAUCAGAACAGCCAAACACAUGCCUUGAUGGAAUGCGAAAUACCCAAGAAAUGCACACAUCCUCACCUCUAUGUGUUCCCUUACUCCUAUCUGAUAUACUUGACCACGCUAACCGCCAUCUUCUCCCCUGUAUUGACAUGCAGACCUUAUAUCCUACAGUGUAGCCAAUAAGCACCAGGAGACCGAUAGACAGGCUACUUGGACACAGUCAGAUGGACCUAGACUUGUUAGCCCUACAGUAGUGUCACAGAUCCACUCGACGUCUGCCACGUUCAUAACAACAAGGAUAGGAGGGGUGCAUUCUUAAGUGCCUUAUAGACAUAUCGUGUUGCCUUGACACUUUCACGUGUGUUGUGAUGUGGAGUUAUGAAAUUCCUUGGAAACAGCAUUUCACCCUCACAUACCAUAACCCUAUCAGGGCUUUAAUGAUGGAUACGUUGGACAUCAUCACCAUUCGGACCUCAACACCUUUUUCGAGCGGCGUCGCCUUAUUCAUUUAGGGAAAUGAAUGCUCAUUCAAACCAGCAGUGUUAGCCAUCCUUACAGAGGAAAGAGACCUGGGAGGGAGAUGGAGAGGAAAAAAUAGAAAGAUUUUAACUAGAGGGACCAUGGGUUUUCAGUUCCUAUACCUUUGACAUACACACCAAUGUCUGCCCAGCUCUCUGCUUGACCCCCAGUCCCAUACUGUGUAAUUCAUACAAUAAAAUAAUUGUUUAGAA